UGCUUUCCACUCGUGCCCAGAUGGAACCCUAUCGAAGAGGUCACAACAUCACUUUGCUGAGAUCCGUGCUGACAGUCAUCCGCGGCAGGGAGAAUUGGAAAAAUACCCCCAUCUUCAUAGGCGGACAUAGUAAUUCGGAUGACCUGAAUAACUUGAUGAGUUGGCUUCAAAAUACGAUGGAAGUAACUUGUCAUACGGUGGAUGCAUCUACUCCAGCCAAAAACGAACACGCUCUGGGUAACUUUAACAUGAAUGCGGAUAAUUCACUUGGUUUGUUGUUUUGCCAAAGCUCCCAUGAAUUGAUUUGGUUUAAUAUGGAUAAGAGACUUCGACGAUUACGUGGUAUUCGCCUUAUUGUGAUUCUGUCAAACAAACGAAGUUCAUCCAACAAAGCUAUAAUGAGCACGUUUAAGAGGCUGUGGCACUUUCAGUUCCUCAAAGUUCUGGUUCUGCACAGAGAUCAGAUUUAUUCGUAUACUCCUUAUCCACUCAUUCGAUUCUUUAAGCUUGAUACUAACGUCUAUCCGCUUUUCCCACCGAGAGUACAAAAUUUCCAAGGCUAUGUGGUGUCUACCCCAGUGGGCAACGACAUUCCGCGAGUGUUUUUCGUGAAGGAUAAGAAAACCGGACGCAAGCAGAUCAGAGGAUUUGGAUAUCGCACAUUUGUGGAGUACCUGCAUCGCUACAAUGCCUCUUUGUAUGUCAGUAAUUCCCACCAGGAGCAUGCCAUCAACAGCAGUGUGAAUAUGGGACGGAUAAUUAAUCAGAUUGUGGAUGGCCAAUUAGAGAUCUCCCUGCAUCCCUAUGUAGACGUUCCGGAAAAUAUGGGAGAUAACAGUUAUCCCCUUCUGAUAGCUAGCAAUUGUCUUAUUGUUCCGGUCAGGAACGAGAUAUCUCGCUACAUGUAUCUACUAUUGCCUCUCAACCAAUCGAGCUGGAUACUACUGCUCGGUUCUGUAAUUUAUAUCAGCGGAGUGCUCUACUACAUUCAGCCUGGUCUGGUGCACCGGACCUGGGAUCAGCGGAUUGGCCUUAACAUCCUAGAUAGCAUCAGUCGCAUACUUAAUAUAUGCUCUCCCUCCAGGAUUUACAACCCAUCCCUAAGGUAUUUUAUAGUUUCGGUGCACCUUAGUAUUCUGGGAUUUGUGGUGACCAACCUCUACAGCAUUAUGUUGGGCAGCUUCUUCACCACCUUGGUGGUGGGCGAGCAGGUGGACAGCAUGGAGCAGCUUAUCCAGCAACAGCAAAAGGUACUGGUAAAAUAUUACGAAGUCAGUACAUUGCUACGGCAUGUGGAACCAGAUUUGGUGGACGGAGUAGCGCAACUAUUAGUGGGCGUGAACGCCAGUGAGCAGGUGUCCGCUCUUCUGGGAUUCAACCGGAGCUAUGCCUACCCCUUCACCCUAGAGAGAUGGGAGUUCUUCUCACUACAACAGCAAUACGCCUUCAAGCCCAUCUUCAGAUUCUCAUCCGCAUGCCUGGGCUCCCCGAUUAUAGGGUAUCCCAUGAGACGUGACUGCCACCUGCAGUCGUCAUUGAACAUGUUCAUCAUGCGGAUCCAGGCCGCAGGACUUCUGCAGCACUGGGUGGUAUCCGAUUUCAACGAUGCAAUGCGCGCUGGCUAUGUUCGACUUCUGGAAAACUUCCUAGGAUUUCAUUCGUUGGAUGUCGAUUCCUUGCGCAUGGGGUGGGCUGUACUCCUAUGUGGGUGGCUGCUAUCCGCCUUGAUUUUCCUUUGCGAGCGCUGGCGGUUUUACCACUAAUUCAUCUAAUUAACGUUAUAAUAACCUUAUUAGAUUAAU
Molecule: messenger RNA, 1802 nt
Organism: Drosophila mauritiana
Lineage: Eukaryota; Metazoa; Arthropoda; Insecta; Diptera; Drosophilidae
Exons: 1
Coding region: 21-1763 (580 amino acids)
Source: RefSeq, a predicted model, not a curated record